AUGGAUAAACUUACACUAAUCUCUGGGACACUGUUUAUGACUGCAGAUGUCUUUGCAAUAGUAAGCCUUGCUAUGCCAGACUGGAUUAUCACUGAUGUUGGAGGUGAUACUCGUCUCGGAUUAAUGUGGUCAUGUAUAACUCUGUACAACCGUCCUCAAGUGUGUUUCACACCAGAUCUGCAGCCUGAGUGGUUGUUAGCUCUCAUCUGUAUAUUCAUUGGAUGUAUUUGCAUAACAACUACAGUAAUACUUUUGGCAUCAAGUCAUUUCGAUCGCAAUGUAAUUCCUUAUGCCCGUUGGGUUGGAUUUGCAGCUAUGGUUGUCUUCUGCCUGGCUGCCGUGAUAUUUCCAAUGGGUUUCCAUGUUGAUGAGAUAGGAGGUCAGCCCUACCAGUUACCCAACAGCCACCAAGUUGGAAUAUCAUAUAUAUUGUUUGUUCUCUCAUUAUGGAUAACAGUUAUAUCUGAACUAUUUGCUGGGAAAGUAUGUCUUCCACAUUUUUAA
Danaus chrysippus (African queen) is the source of this 504-nucleotide messenger RNA. NCBI's taxonomy places the organism in Eukaryota, Metazoa, Arthropoda, Insecta, Lepidoptera, Nymphalidae. The record is from the annotation of a GenBank genome assembly.